AUGUUGUUCCCAUUGCCUGUGUGUCUUUCUUUCUUUUCUCAAUAUAUUCAUUUUUCCGUCAGAUGUUGUUGCCAUUUCCUUUCUUUCUUUUUCUUUCUUUUCUUUCUUUCUUUCUUUCUUUCUUUCUUUCUUUCUUUCUUUCUUUCCCCCUUUCUUUCCCCUUUAGUUUUCCUUAUUUCCUUUUCUUUCUUUCAGAUGUUGUUCCCAUUGCCUGUGUCUUUCUUUCUUUCUCAAUAUAUUCAUUUUUCCGUCAGAUGUUGUUGCCAUUUCCUUUCUUUCUUUCUUUCUUUCCCCUUUAGGUGUUUCCUUAUUUCCUUUUUCUUUCUUUCAGAUGUUGUUCCCAUUGCCUGUGUGUCUUUCUUUCUUUCUCAAUAUAUUCAUUUUUCCGUCAGAUGUUGUUGCCAUUUCCUUUCUUUCUUUCUUUCUUUCUUUCUUUCUUUCUUUCUUUCUUUCUUUCUUUCUUUCCCCUUUAGGUGUUUCCUUAUUUCCUUUUUUUCUUUCUUUCAGAUGUUGUUUCCCAUUGCCUGUGUGUCUUUCUUUCUCAAUAUAUUCAUUUUUCCGUCAGAUGUUGUUGCCAUUUCCUUUCUUUCUUUCUUUCUUUCUUUCUUUCUUUCUUUCUUUCUUUCUUUCCCCUUUAGGUGUUUCCUUAUUUCCUUUUUCUUUCUUUCAGAUGUUGUUCCCAUUGCCUGUGUGUCUUUCUUUCUUUCUCAAUAUAUUCAUUUUUCCGUCAGAUGUUGUUGCCAUUUCCUUUCUUUCUUUCUUUCUUUCUUUCUUUCUUUCUUUCUUUCUUUCCCCUUUAGGUGUUUCCUUAUUUCCUUUUUCUUUCUUUCAGAUGUUGUUCCCAUUGCCUGUGUGUCUUUCUUUCUCAAUAUAUUCAUUUUUCCGUCAGAUGUUGUUGCCAUUUUCUUUCUUUCUUUCUUUCUUUCUUUCUUUCUUUCUUUCUUUCUUUCUUUCUUUCUUUCUCGGCAUCUGUCUUUCUCUCUUUCUUUAUCCGUCUGUUCAUUUCUUUCUUUCUUUCUUUCUUUCUUUCUUUCUUUCUUUCUUUCUUUCUUUCUUUCCCUUCGCUGUCUUUCUUUCUUUCUUUCUCGACAUAUUUAUUCUUUCUGA
Acanthosepion pharaonis is the source of this 1107-nucleotide messenger RNA. NCBI's taxonomy places the organism in Eukaryota, Metazoa, Mollusca, Cephalopoda, Sepiida, Sepiidae. The record is from the annotation of a GenBank genome assembly.